Messenger RNA from Medicago truncatula (barrel medic), 264 nucleotides. RefSeq lists its product as uncharacterized. Lineage: Eukaryota; Viridiplantae; Streptophyta; Magnoliopsida; Fabales; Fabaceae. The record is from RefSeq and is a predicted model, not a curated record. Bases 1 to 264 code for a protein of 87 amino acids. The transcript has a single exon.
AUGGAAAAACAGAGCCAGAAAGAGCAAAAACUGGGAGAAGGACCUCAAAUCUCAACGAUGGAGCCAGUCACACAUGGCGCUUAUGGUGGUGGAAUGUAUGGCACAGAAAAAGGGCAACCAGAAAAACAAACCAAACAACCAGCAAGUGAGACUCAAAGUGCUGAUGGUCCUGUUGAUAAGGACACUAUCAAGCCCAAACAUAAUCCUCCUCCUUCAUCUGGGGAUCGUGAUAUAGACAUCACUGGCCAGUCCUAUAUCCAGUAA